This is a messenger RNA of Cercospora beticola, 1329 nucleotides long. RefSeq lists its product as uncharacterized. The record is from RefSeq and is a predicted model, not a curated record. Gene Ontology annotation, cellular component: nucleus; cytosol. Gene Ontology annotation, molecular function: Hsp70 protein binding; Hsp90 protein binding. Gene Ontology annotation, biological process: protein folding. NCBI's taxonomy places the organism in Eukaryota, Fungi, Ascomycota, Dothideomycetes, Mycosphaerellales, Mycosphaerellaceae.
CUUCCAUUCCACUUCUUUCUCCUUCUAGCCACCUGUUCCCCGCGCAUUGUUGUAAUAAUCAUUUCCAAGCGACACCAAAGCAACCGGCAACCAUGGCGGAAGAGGUCUUCACACUGCUCCCGCUCUCCAUUGAUCCGGUGACCAAGGCCAUUUCCUCGUCCGAUCAAAGCCUUGCCGGCGAAAUCGCCGAACUGAACCGCCUCGCCAAAGCCUUUACCCAGCUCGAGACCCCGAACCAAGUCACACCCCCGCCUGCGCCUGUCAACCCCAAGCGCAGUGUGCAAAUCACGAAGCUCAAGGACUCGGGCAAUGCCUCCUACAAGAAGGGCAGCUAUGGCGACGCGCUAAAGAUGUACGACCUCGCUAUCAAGAUGGCUACGGAGCGACCGCCUUGGGAAGCCUCUGGCCUGGUCAGAGAAGAGCUGUCGACAUUAUAUGGCAAUCGAUCACAAGCGCUGUAUGCGCAACAAGACUGGGCCGCGGCCGCUGUCGAUGCCGAGAUUGCAGUAGAGAUGAAGCGGAUAGGCAAUGUCAAGGCAUGGUGGAGGAGAGGCAUGUGCUUGAAGGAGAUGGGUCGCGUGAGUGAGGCGUAUGAGUGGGUGAAGACGGGUCUGGAGUUCGAGAGAGCUGGGCCAGAUAAAGCCAGCUUGGGCGAGCUGGAGGCAUUGCUACGGGAGGUCGAGGCAGCAGCAAAUAAGAAGUAGUGCUGAUGCGGACUCAACAACACUACACACAAUUGCGGUCUGGCGUGCGAGACGUUCAAUACAGCACCCAGGCGGACCUGGUCUGGGCUAGCCGUUCAGUAGGCGACACGCACGCCACGUGCAACGACUGCUUUCAAAGGAUCAGCGUUCAGCAUAGGGAGGAUUUGCUUCAAACGAGUACAGCGAGCGGCAGUGCCUUAUCCGGGGCAUGGACAGUCUACGGCCAUGUCGCUGCGCAGACUGCUGCAAAGCAAACCACGAUUUGACAACAGAACGAUGAGUGCAUCUACUUGGAACAUGCAUCGGCACAUGUCCGUACCCAAGUAGCCGGGCAAGCUUCGGUUGCAGCGUUGAAAUAUUCGAGGUGGAAUGCGGUACUCUCGGAGCGCGAAUGAUAAUUGUAAUAUCUCACGGACGCCUGUCCUCCACAGAGGUGAAUGGUCAGCAGUAUGGGUUAUGAGUGACAAUGACAGCGCUUCUCAGUCGUCGCUCUGUGUCUGCGAAAUUGUCUCCCUCGUUGUGACCACAGAUCGCAAAAUCACCAAUUCUCGUCCGAUGUGUGUCGACGCCUCACCUCAGCCUCUUGUUGUUGUGUGAACUGUUAGCGAGAAAGUCAACCUCAGGC